Messenger RNA from Seriola dumerili (greater amberjack), 3203 nucleotides. It is a transcript of the gene abhd17c, whose product is annotated as abhydrolase domain containing 17C. Gene Ontology annotation, cellular component: endosome membrane; plasma membrane. Gene Ontology annotation, molecular function: palmitoyl-(protein) hydrolase activity. Gene Ontology annotation, biological process: protein depalmitoylation. The record is from RefSeq and is a predicted model, not a curated record. The transcript has 3 exons. Lineage: Eukaryota; Metazoa; Chordata; Actinopteri; Carangiformes; Carangidae. The coding region runs from base 380 to 1264 and encodes 294 amino acids.
CGUCUCCAUGCUAGAGAAAUGGCUGUUGUCUCUCUUACAAUACAUCAGCUACAAACCUUGACGUUUACCAAAUAAUAUGUUAAAGAGGCGAAAUUAUUCAAUCGAGAGCAGCCGCUGCACUGUUUUGUGCUUUCAAGUAAGAUAAAUGUAAAUGCUUCGUUUUAGUUCAUCUGUAAUCUACAUGAAGUGCGAGUUUCACUGUGACGCUAGCCGGCUUGCAGGUAGCUGUUAGCUGUAAAGCCGAGAGACUGAGCCACCUGUCAUCCAGCACUACUCGCUACUUUCUGUUAAUGGCAACUGAAUAGGAGCUCAAGCCAGAGGAGAACUGACUGUUUUUUGGUUCAGUACAAGAGAUUAAACCGGGUAUACCCGCGCCUAAAUGCCCGAACAAGGCCCCAGGAUGAAUGGGUUUUCUCUCGGUGAGCUAUGCUGGCUGUUCUGCUGUCCACCCUGUCCCAGUCGUAUCGCGGCCAAGCUAGCCUUCCUCCCGCCGGAGCCCACAUACUCGGUGCACACCGACGCUAACGGGGUAACUAGCUUACAUUUAACCGAACGGGCGGACUGGCAGUACUCCCAGCGGGAACUGGAUGCAGUGGAAGUGUUUACCACCAGAAGCAGCAGGGGUAACCGGGUUGGAUGCAUGUUCGUGCGUUGCGCCCCGAACAGCCGGUACACGCUGCUGUUUUCCCACGGAAAUGCCGUGGACCUGGGACAGAUGUGCAGUUUUUACAUCGGCCUCGGCUCCAGGAUCAACUGCAACGUGUUCUCCUAUGAUUACUCAGGCUACGGAGUCAGCACCGGCAAGCCAUCUGAGAAGAACCUGUAUGCGGACAUCGAAGCGGCCUGGCAGGUCUUGAGGAACAAGUAUGGUGUAACACCUGAGAACAUCAUCCUGUAUGGUCAGAGCAUUGGCACUGUGCCCACCAUUGACCUGGCUGCUCGCUAUGAAUGUGCUGCUGUCAUCCUACACUCACCACUCAUGUCAGGGCUGCGAGUGGCCUUCCCUGAUACACGCAAGACCUACUGUUUUGAUGCCUUCCCCAGCAUUGACAAGGUGUCCAAGGUGGCGUCCCCAGUGCUAGUGAUCCAUGGUACGGAGGACGAGGUCAUCGACUUCUCUCACGGUCUUGCCAUGUACGAACGCUGCCCCCGUGCUGUGGAGCCCUUGUGGGUGGAGGGAGCCGGCCACAACGACAUUGAACUGUACGCCCAGUACCUGGAGAGACUCAAGCAGUUCAUCUCCUUCGAGCUUCCCACCUCCUGAGGGGGAGCUCCACCCAUCAGGCCCGGGUUCAUCUCAACACACUCAAGAAGCCUCCUCCUUAUCAUCUCCCAACUUCCUCUCUUAGCAAAGGGGGCAGGACCAGAGUAAACUGACCACACUGUUCUCCCCUGUCCUCCGAGCCAUUUCAGGGUGGGAAUGUGUAGUGGACUGGAAGAGGAGGGGGUUCUAGAUUGUUGUGGUGCAGCUGAGCGUAACACCAGUCCCGGAAGGUGUGUAGCUGUGGUUUAAAAUGUAGUGUCUCCUAAACCCUGGCUGUUGCUCCUACAUGUGGACCCAGUUUGCCAAUGAGCCCAGGCCUAGACAGUGUUUGCACUCGCUGCUCAAUCUGGAUUCAUUUCCCCCUCCAGCUCUCAGCCUUCCUCUCUUCUCCCACUGACUCUCCCUCACUUUUCCUCCAUCACUGUCUCUCACUGUGAGCUUCAGUUUGUCACGUCUCCUCACUCCUCCCCCCGCUCCUCCCACACUCCCUGCUUUUCUUUGGACAGAGUCUUUGCAAUGUUCAAGCUUGAUUUUUCUAUUCUUUUAUACCAGGUGAAGAAGUAUCAAUUUUGCACCUCGAGAUAAAAUUGAAGUUUUUUACUUUUUAUGUGUUCUUAAGUUACCAUUCAGGGUUGAUUAAACAGUUGCACUUUUCAUGUGCAGACAUUUUCAGGUAAUGAUUUGUUUUCUGCGUUCGAAGAUGUAUGUUGAUUUCUUUUGUUAUUGGCAUUCCAUGUUUUUUCUUAAAUGCAGUUAGAACUCUUUUUUUUUUCCCCCAGAGUGUGUGUCUAAAAGCUGUUAACCAGAAUGCACCUCUGCACAUCUGGUCUUUGUAGCUGUGAUCUUUGUUGUCCUGGUGCAUGCUACUCUCACAUCAAAUUUACAAGCUGCUUUGACCUACAUCAUUAAUCGUUAGUGUGUGCCACUGUGCUUAUUGGCACACACAUAUUUAAUUCUGUGAGAAAAUGACUCAAGUCCUUGAAUACUUUGGAGCCUCUGAUAAAUUUAGCAAACAGUUACUUCCAUGAAACAUUUAGAAUAGGUUUGCCUAUUCACAAUUGUACACCAUUAAAGGUGAUGGAACGUGAACCUGAAUUUACCAGAGGACCUGAAUGAUUGAACUGAUUUCAUCAACCUAUGCUGCACAAUACAAACACAUCCUGACAUCUCAGCACUUGGUGAAGCCAUUGUUGAAACAAUGAAGAUCCCACUUGUUGGGUAAUAUAGAAGCUGACCUCAGUAAAAGAGAGAGCAGCAGGUAUCAGGACUAUGCUUUUGUUAACUGGAGAUUAACAGCUGAUUCACACAGGAGACUGUAAAGUGAAGCCAGGGUUUGUGGUGCUGGGUUUACCUGCAGAUAAAAGACACUCAACUGUGAACCCCGCUCCAUGUGAAGGUAUUUUAAAGUGAAGGUGUUGUUGCUUGGGUUUGGGUGUGUAUUUAAGUUAUCAGUCAUUUCACACUACAAAUAAAGCCUUAUGUUCGUAAACAUUUCACCCAGACAGUUCUGGCAACUACAUCGGGGCCCUUGUGGUCUUCAGGUGGACUGAUAACUGCUGCUAUUCAUCAGAGGAUCAAUCAUGUCAAAGACAGUUUGAAAUGACAGCAUGGUACUAAAACCGAAUCAUCAUCAUCCUCCUCUGUUGUCAGCCACGUGUUCCUGCCUGCAGGGACGUUCUCCUCUAACAACACUGUCUGCUGAGCCUUGUCAUAGUUUGGACUUGGAGCUGGGAAGACGUGGAAGAACCACGACGGGGAAAUGAAAUGCUGUGGAAAUAAGCAGCGCAUGCAGACCGCCUCUUAUAGUUGUGGACAUUUCAACAUAUAUCAACUGUAUUUGAAUGAUUUGUUCUUUGCCCCCCUAUAAUGAAAAAAAAAAAGCAGUAAAACCCUAAACAAUGAUGUUUCAAUCACACCAAAAGAGAAAAAAAAAAAAAAA